This is a messenger RNA of Rubroshorea leprosula, 1483 nucleotides long. The record is from the annotation of a GenBank genome assembly. Lineage: Eukaryota; Viridiplantae; Streptophyta; Magnoliopsida; Malvales; Dipterocarpaceae.
AUUCACUCUCCACUCUUGUACACUCCCACAUUUUAAUCACUCUGCUCCUUGCCGUUGGUUUCCUCGGAGAUCAGCCGCCGCAGCACCUCCCAUGGCUUCGAUUGUGGAAUCUGGUUGGCGGUACCUAAUCACACAUUUCAGUGAUUUCCAGCUGGCAUGUCUGGGAAGUUUCUUGCUUCAUGAAAGUGUAUUUUUCUUGUCUGGGCUUCCAUUUAUAUUUCUGGAAAGGGCUGGGCUGCUGAGCAAGUACAAGAUUCAGACAAAAAACAACAGCCUUGCUGCUCAGGAGAAAUGUAUCACUCGACUGUUGCUUUAUCAUUUUUGUGUCAAUCUACCAGUUAUGAUUGUCUCCUAUCCUGUCUUCAGAUACAUGGGCAUGCGAAGUAGUUUUCCAUUGCCGUCCUGGAAAGUUGUUUCAACUCAGAUAAUAUUCUACUUCAUCCUGGAGGAUUUUGUCUUUUACUGGGGACAUCGUGUUUUACAUACAAAAUGGUUGUAUAAACAUGUGCACAGUGUUCACCAUGAAUAUGCUACACCAUUUGGACUGACAUCUGAGUAUGCACACCCUGCUGAGAUAUUGUUCCUUGGCUUUGCUACAAUCAUUGGUCCUGCCAUAACUGGGCCACAUCUGAUAACUCUUUGGUUGUGGAUGGUGCUUAGAGUCCUGGAGACAGUUGAGGCACAUUGUGGCUACCAUUUCCCAUGGAGCCUCUCAAACUUUCUGCCUCUCUAUGGAGGUGCUGAUUUUCAUGACUACCAUCACCGCUUGCUAUAUACCAAAUCUGGCAACUAUUCAUCUACAUUUGUUUACAUGGACUGGGUAUUUGGUACCGAUAAGGGUUACAGAAAAUUGAAGGCGCUGAAGAAAAUGGGAGUCGAAGAAGACAGCAAGCAAACAUAAAAGAUAGACUAAUCGUUUUCAUGAGCUAGGCAUGAGAAGAAAGAAGGGAGUCCUGAUUUAGAGCAUCCUGGAAAAGGUCUCCCUGGUUCAUCUUGUGUGCAACCCACCUUUUUGUGUUUAAUUGUUGUUGAUGUGAUAAUGUGGAAUCAUUGGAUAGAUUUCUUUGGUACAUUUUGCAAUCCUCCCUUUUCCUUGCAUGAAUGAAGCUGCUGUCCUAUUCUAGGCUAAUUUCUUAUCAACCAUCUUGAAGAUUCCUCUCUGUGUCUCGUCUAUUUGAUCUCAAAAUGGUGAAUGAGAUACUGUAAUCAGCAUUCGUUUUGUCAGAUUGAUUUCAAAACUCUUCUCAAGUUCAACUGAUAGUGGUGAAAAUGAAGUUGGGUCGGAUUCAGGUCCCCGAUUUGACAUGUAUUCGGGUUUUCCAUUAUGUCCGAGGCCUCCCACUAAACUCAUCUGAAUUUAUUUGUUGUUUGAGCAUCUUUCCCUUAUGCCUCCAAAUCCUUCUUGACCCCAGAUCCAUAUCCUUUGAUUUUGAUGUAAUACAACAUUUUAUAUCUUUCCCUAGAAUCAAAAAGUGAAUUCCAU